This is a messenger RNA of Lactuca saligna, 1280 nucleotides long. The record is from the annotation of a GenBank genome assembly. NCBI's taxonomy places the organism in Eukaryota, Viridiplantae, Streptophyta, Magnoliopsida, Asterales, Asteraceae.
AUGAACUGGGACAGCUUGAGAAAGCAGGCAAUGUCUAUUGACACUUCAUCAUCUUGCCUUCCGUGUGGACACAAAUGUUGGGAGGAUAGCAGUGAGACCGGGACUGUGCAAGUUGAUCAAUUGACAUUAUAUGAGCUACACUACCAGAUGAUUACAUUUGGAAAGUGCUUUUGCAAGUGCAAGGCUUGCCCUACCAGAAAUGUGAACCGAUUAUUGAAGAUCAAACAACACCUCAGCCAGAAGCCACAAAACUAUUGGGCUAAAAUCGGGGAUUUUAGAAUCACCAAAGGGCACGCAAGCAGUCCAGGUGGCACAUGUUGUGGCAACUCCUGUGCCACCACCCAUGGCAGUUCCGGCUUCAGCUGCAGGUAUCACAUCAAAUGGUGCCUAUGUUGGGAUAGCUCCACCAGGAGAGGUUGGAUCAUGAAAAAGAGAAUGCAAGAUCUUGAUGACCGGAUCUUAAAGCAACAGCAAGAAGAGGAGGAAAAGAAGCGUCAAAGGCGAGAAAGGAAAAAAGAACAGAAGAAAGAGAAGGCAGUAGAGGAGGAAAUCGAGGUGGACCCUGAUGUUGCAGCUAUGAUGGGAUUUGGAGACAAGCUACAUACACAACUGCUAGACUUGGUACAGUCAGAGAUUCGUCCUGCACCUAACAUGGACACCCUAGUGAAAAUUUACAAGAGCAUGGAAGUUUCUUCUCGAGUCAACAUACUUAUCACUCAAACAGAACCUCAAAAUUCAGGUCCUGAGCAUCAAAUAGAGAAUGUGACUGCUUCUAGAAGAAAAAUGGGGCUUCUAGAUAAGUUGCUUCCAAAAUUGAAGGAACGUGAUUCAAGGGUGCUGAUAUUCUCACAGGAAUCCACAAGUGGAUUUGUAAGCUCAGGAUCGUACUCAUAGAAUUGGGCAGAAGAAAGAAGUUCAAAUGUUCCGAUUUUGCACUAAGGAAGGUUGUACUACUGAUGUAACAGUGAGAACCCAAAUCCAAUCAGAAGCCAUGCAGUCUGGGCUUGCAAUGCAACAUUUAGGUGAUAUUUUGCUAGAGCAUGGUCGCACAAUGCCAGCAUUGCAUAUUGGAGAGUCUCCCGUGGUUGGAAUUGGACCUAAGGUUGGUUGUUGAUAUAGGAAUAGUGGGUGCACCAAAUGCAGGAAAAAGAAUAUUUUAAGUGUUAUUACUGUUGACAUGUAGUGUUGUUUGUUAUGUAAUGUUAGGUAACUUGUUUGACAUGUGAUAUCUUUUUUAAAUGAAUUAUUGUUCUUAUGUAUGGUAUUUUAUUUUGGAUGAC